Molecule: messenger RNA, 819 nt
Organism: Leptonychotes weddellii (Weddell seal)
Lineage: Eukaryota; Metazoa; Chordata; Mammalia; Carnivora; Phocidae
Source: RefSeq, a predicted model, not a curated record
AUGGUUAGGUUUCAACAAAGCAAAUCAAACAUUCCAGGAACCAGCUCAGUUAAACUUGAGAAAGGAAUAGUGAUUGAUAAUGAUGAGAUUUGUGAUACAGUCGGGCAAUCAAAAUUUGUUCUGAAGAACCUUCAGCAUUACACGGUCCAUCCGAAUUUGGCCCAGUACUAUGAGCCUUUGAAGCCCACAGCCCUGCAGAAAUUCCUGGCUCGAAACAGGAAAAUCAGAAGCUUCAUGUUAAAAGUAGCAGAGUACGAUCAGGAUAAGACCUUACUGAUUAUGACCAACAACCCACUUCCCUGCCCAACUGACCAGCAAGGAAAGGACAUGGCCCCAAAAUACUUUUCCAAGGAGUUGCUACUCAAGGUAAUGACACAUGGGGAAGAAAGUUAUCGGCACAAACCCCCUGAGAACUUCUGCCUACCCCUGAUGUCUCAGAAAAAAAAGUUAAGGUCUGGGCUGAAACCAACCUUUCCUAUGACCCUGUUGGAGGAUCCUACAUCCAAGCGAGAACAGUGGUUUAGGUUUUCCACCAACAAUGAUUUCAAGAGUGAAGGGAAGUAUUUAAAGGUCUAUGCUUUGAGGAAACAGAAAAAAAUGUACCCCCAGCUCAACUUUGCUUCAGUCUGUAAAAGAGAUAUGAGGAAAGAUGUCGCCAAGUCAGGGAGUGACCUGCCGACUUCCAAGCUGAUGUGGGAACCACUAACCCUUUCGUCGCUCCUGGAAGAGAAACUCACCAGAACUGUGCCAGGGGAGAGCACCUUCCGCAAUGGAAGGGCCCAGCAGUGGGUUAUAAAAAACGCCACAGUCGUCAAGUGA